This is a messenger RNA of Paramacrobiotus metropolitanus, 1559 nucleotides long. Its product is annotated as TM2 domain-containing protein 2-like. The coding region runs from base 333 to 1232 and encodes 299 amino acids. The record is from RefSeq and is a predicted model, not a curated record. The transcript is spliced from 4 exons. NCBI's taxonomy places the organism in Eukaryota, Metazoa, Tardigrada, Eutardigrada, Parachela, Macrobiotidae.
UAAAUUUAUUGUUUACGUUUUUAUCUUUUGUGAUUUAUCGUACGAGUAGCGUUUGAAUUUUUUUCCGUUUUGCUUUGCAAAGUAAAGUGUAUAGAGGUGUGGACCGUUUGGUACUUACUUAUGAGUUUAAUCUCUGUAGGCUUUUAAGGAAAAUUCACUGGCAGUUCGGUACUGCCUUUAUGUUGUCACUAUCUGUGACUAUCAGGCAGUUAUUUCGAAAGGUGGAAUUGAUCGUGCUCCUCCUAGAGUGCCGCACAGUUUGCUUUGCAGUUGCGGCACGAUGAUUUAACGGGGACCGCUGGAAAUGCUAAUGACAGUCAGGCAAAUUAUAGAUGUCGAUUUGUUGCAGAAUGUUUCGUAUGAAGACGGGAAAAGUCUUCUUAUGGAUGUUACUAAUCCUUUGCAAAACGUCUUGCCAAGGGGAAAAGGAUCCUUCAUCCAAAAACCAAACUGUACUCUCAACGAAAUGCGGUGCGGACGGAAAAGGUGCUGGUUGUCGGAACGUGAUGGAAGUGGCGCAAGAACAAUUCCUUGAGCAGCCGUCGGGGCAUUCUGUUGGCGGGAAAGUUGAUCAGAUGGAGAUAAAAUCCCCGCAGAACAGCGAUACUGAUAACUCUUUUGGGAAAAAAGACGUUGCAGACGCUCGUCCAUUGGCGGGGUUGUCCGAUGUGGAGCAGCUGUCUGGGAAAAAGAUCAGAAACAACGACGAUGCGGGAGUACCGAGCGCAGAUCACUUUGCAGACUCCUUUCACGCACACGGUGCGGAAUUUUUCCAAUACAAUCCCUACUCACCAGUCGUGCAGUGUGAUUAUUUGCCUAUGGAGUUUUUGGAAUGUGAACAACCUGCCGACUUGCAAGGGAACGUGACUCAAUAUCAGCAGCAGGGAUACGGCUGCUAUACGUACGGUGGACGCAGAUGGGAAGAUGUGCAGCAUAGUGCGGCUUGGUGUGCCGUUCUACCAGGAAUCGAAUGCUUUGGCCAACGGCAGUUCCUUCGGGAAGGAUUUCCCUGUGUUAAGUAUACCGGCUAUAGUUUUUUAUCUACGUUUCUCUAUUCCUUGUUGCUGGGAUUUCUCGGCGUGGAUCGUUUCUGCCUGGGGUAUACUGGACUGGGUGCGGCUAAGCUGCUGACCAUUGGUGGCUUCGGUGUGUGGUGGUUCGUGGACAUUGUUCUUCUGGUCACAGGAGACAUUAUGCCCGCUGAUGGUAGCAACUGGGUUCCCGAUUAUUGACUGCAUUUCUGAUUGUGGGGAUUAUCUGAGGGAAUGAUGUCUUACCUGUUAGAUGAGCGCGGAAGAUGAGAAGGAAACGGGAUGGAGAUUGUUUCCGUUGAUUUAUGCCAUCUUGUUUGCAACGAUGCCAGACUGAUAUGUUUAUAAAUGAAAGUGUAUUGAAUUUGCAUUGUUAAAAGUUUUGGUUUUAUUUGAUUUUUUAACUGUAUGAUUCCGAUUUUAGCUAUUGUUUCAAGACUGGUUUUAACUAAAUCGUGUUUUGUUUGCGUUUGAAGAUUGUCUUGGAGAUUAUUUUUCUAUCCUGAACAUUUCCACGAAUGACUUGAC